AUGCUCAAACAGAUACUGAAUAAGAUUUCUAUUAAACAUUUGAAAUCUGGUAAAGACCAUGACUUCUCUUCAAGUUCUUCGACGAAGAGAAGUGAAGCAGGAAGUAAAAAAUUAAGUAGUGCAGUAAAUGAAGUUAUUUCAGCCCCUCAUUCUGUAUUAAGCAAUGGGAAUAAUCCAGAAGACGAGUUUUUUCAAGAUAAGAAGUCGAAAGGAAAUGGAAAUUCGGUUACUGUAUUGCACGAAUCCUUGCCAAGUUUUAGAGAAGUUACUAGCUCUGAGAAGCAAAAUUUGUUUAUUAGAAAGCUGAAGUUUUGUUGUAUUCUAUAUGACUUCACUGAUCCUACGAAGAACCUUAGAGAAAAGGAGAUCAAGCGGCUGACGUUGUUGGAGCUAGUGGAGUAUGUGAGUUCUGCAAAUGUCAAGUUCACAGAACUCGAAUUUCAAGAAGUCGUUAACAUGGCAUCUAUGAAUAUAUUUAGGGAAUUCACUCCUCAGCCGAGGGAGAGCAAUAUUUUAGAUGGCCUUGAAUUGGAAGAGGAUGAGCCUGCAAUGGAUCCUGGAUGGCCUCAUUUGCAAAUUAUCUAUGAAAUUCUGCUAUUGAUGGUAGUUUCACCCAAAACAGAUGUAAAUGUUGCUAAAGGAUACAUUGAUAAAUCCUUUGUUCUCAAGUUGCUUGAUCUUUUCGACUCUGAAGAUCCUAGAGAAAGGGAAUACUUAAAAACUAUACUACACCGCAUUUACGGGAAGUUUAUGGUUCUCCGGCCCUUCAUCAGGAUCGCUAUAAACAAUAUAUUCUAUUCGUUUAUUUUCGAGACUGAAAAGCAUAAUGGCAUUGCUGAACUUUUGGAAAUUCUCGGGAGCAUAAUUAAUGGAUUUUCUUUGCCACUAAAAGAAGAACAUAAACUCUUUCUUCAGCGAACACUAAUUCCCCUUCACAAACCGAAAUGUUUGGCGAUGUACCACCUACAGUUAUGUUACUGUAUAGCUCAGUUUUUAGAGAAAGACUGUAAGCUUGCUGAUAUGGUUAUGAGGGGACUGUUGAAGUACUGGCCAGUUACUAAUAGCUCAAAGGAAGUCUUGUUCCUUAAUGAGCUGGAGGAAGUUUUAGAAACAACGAAGCCACCAGAAUUCAAACGCUUUAUGGUGCCUUUGUUUCAUCAAAUUUCUCGUUGCUUGAAUAGUUUGCACUCUCAGGUGGCGGAGAGGGCUUUGCUCUUGUGGAACAAUGAUCGCAUCGAGAAUCUAAUCAGACAAAACCGUGGGAUUAUACUGCCUAUAAUCUUCCCUGCUCUGGAGAGAAAUUAUAGGCACCAUUGGAAUCAGGCUGUGCAUGGUUUGACGCUGACUAUUCGCACAUUUUUCUAUGAUCUCGACCCUGAUCUAUUUAAGGUGUGCUUGCUAAAGUUGCGGGAAGCUGAAUCAAAGGAAGAUGUGAUCAAAGAAAAGCGGGAAGCCACAUGGAAACACAUUGAAAAACUUGCUGCGGAAAGGGCUGCAAAGUGA
Molecule: messenger RNA, 1503 nt
Organism: Fraxinus pennsylvanica
Lineage: Eukaryota; Viridiplantae; Streptophyta; Magnoliopsida; Lamiales; Oleaceae
Source: the annotation of a GenBank genome assembly